Bipolaris zeicola 26-R-13 is the source of this 243-nucleotide messenger RNA. RefSeq lists its product as uncharacterized. The transcript has a single exon. The annotation marks the transcript as partial. The record is from RefSeq and is a predicted model, not a curated record. NCBI's taxonomy places the organism in Eukaryota, Fungi, Ascomycota, Dothideomycetes, Pleosporales, Pleosporaceae.
UCGGUUGGAGUGUUAUCAAACUACGUUACCCACGGUGGCGUGUAUGGACUGAAUGCGGAUAUAUUCACAUCUGCAUUUUUUUUAUUUUCUCUCUAUUUACACACACAAGCUUCUUACAUGCCUUCCCCGCCGCAAUUCCACUCAUGGGGGGGGGGGAGUCUUAGAGCGUACAUAUUUUGUGAGGUUGACUGGUGUGCAUCUCCCUGUCCCUCUUUUUCCCUUUUGCAGUGUAGAUAUACAUAA